AUGGCUACAGGAAAGGUCGAACCUUCGACACAUAGAGAGACUCAGAGCUCGUCGACUACACCCGGGAAGGUCGAUUCUCCUUCAGAUAAAGCCCACGAAAAAGAAAAGCACAUUGUGGCGUCCGUCCGACCGCCUCACCAGCGAUCCUUCAAUCCAUUUGUUAUCAAAGAACGCCCGGAAGAGAAGCAGCUAGGAAUAUCCUGCCACACAUUGCGUCUCAGUGACUUUGUACUGCUGAAAACGCUCGGCACUGGUACCUUUGCCCGGGUGUGGCUGGCGCAAUUCAAAGACGAAUCGCUUCGAAAGGGAAAUGUCUACGCGCUGAAAGUAUUACGGAAGGCAGACGUCAUCAAGCUGAAACAGGUGGAACAUGUGCGCAAUGAGCGAAAGACACUUGCGGCCGUCGCCGGAUAUCCCUUCGUCACAACUCUGUUAGCGACAUUCUCGGACGAUCAAAGCUUAUAUAUGCUGCUGGAAUACUGCCCUGGUGGUGAGAUCUUCAGCUAUCUUCGGCGUGCGCGGCGGUUCAAUGAGAAUACUUCCAAAUUCUAUGCCGCCGAAAUCACCCUCACGAUAGAGUUCCUCCAUGAUGUCGAGGGCGUCGUCUAUCGUGAUCUGAAGCCAGAAAACAUCCUCUUAGACGCUGACGGACAUAUCAAAUUAGUCGACUUUGGCUUUGCGAAGCAAAUAGGGGACCGCGAGACAUACACAUUAUGCGGCACCCCCGAGUAUCUUGCGCCCGAGGUGAUUCAGAACAGCGGACAUGGUCUCGCGGUCGACUGGUGGGCACUGGGCAUCCUCAUCUAUGAAUUCUUGGUAGGGCAGCCUCCAUUCUGGGACCCAAACCCGAUGCGCAUAUACGAGCAGAUUGUGGAGGGCCGCUUGCGUUUCCCCCCGAAUGUGUCUCCCGCGGCGCAGAAUAUCAUCUCGCUACUCUGCAAGACCAACCCGAGCGAGCGACUCGGUCAUAUAUCAGGCGGUUCAGCCCGAGUCAAAGCGCACCCUUUCUUCGAAGGCAUCAACUGGGAUGAUUUGUACUACCGCCGGAUCAAAGGCCCCAUCAUCCCCAGGGUUGACCAUCCUGCCGACACCGGGAACUUUGAGGAUUAUCCUGACCCAGACGUAAGGGGUCAGGCCAUCUACACCGACGACCUGAAGAAGAAAUACGAACCUCUGUUCAGCGAUUUCUAG
This is a messenger RNA of Aspergillus clavatus NRRL 1, 1191 nucleotides long. Its product is annotated as cAMP-dependent protein kinase. The transcript is spliced from 4 exons. Gene Ontology annotation, molecular function: ATP binding; cAMP-dependent protein kinase activity. Gene Ontology annotation, cellular component: cAMP-dependent protein kinase complex; nucleus. Bases 1 to 1191 code for a protein of 396 amino acids. Lineage: Eukaryota; Fungi; Ascomycota; Eurotiomycetes; Eurotiales; Aspergillaceae. The record is from RefSeq and is a predicted model, not a curated record. Gene Ontology annotation, biological process: peptidyl-serine phosphorylation.